GUGGCCUGGCGCUAGGACGGCUCGCAGCUUUUGGGUGUUUUCGGUGUUAGGGCUGCGGCCGAAACUCUACAACACCGAUUUCACCACAAGCUACUCACGAUGGAGGCCAGAAGAGCGGAGUUAGAACGGAAACGCCAGAAGUUAGAGCAGCUACGUAUGGAACGGCUGAAGAAAAAGGAGGAAAAGGAGAAGAAAGACAGCAGGUUGAAUGACGUUGACGACGGGUCGAAAUCGAGGUCGGACCAUGCCAUCGACCCGGAUGAGUUGUUGUCGUCGUUGGGGAUAACGUUGACGCGAGAUUUGAGCGUAAGCAGCGUGUCAACGCCUCCGACGGGCUCGCCGAACGCCAGCAGCACUGCCUCCAGCCUCGACCACCAGUCCCUGCCGGCGCAACAAGAGCCUCAGCAGCAGCCGGCGCCGACCAAGACUCAAAAGAAACCUAAGCUGAGCAUCUGCACGGUGCACCAGACCAACAUACCACCCCGGGAGAAUGUCACAUACAACAAGCAGACGCAGACAGCUCCGUCAGGAGAAAGAGAUGCAUCAGAGCCAGCUGGAAAAUCCGCCCACCCACUGGAUUACUACGUGAUACAUUGGGAUGAAGACGACGGUCACUUUGUUUUUCCUACCGCAAUAGAGUGGGAUGACGAGUUUCAAGUGUUGGCUUUUGGGGACGUCCUAGCGGAGGAAGACGGCUCCUCACUGGGAGCGGUGGUGGAGGGAGCGCUACCCCUGCAUGAGCCACACCAGCACAAGGUGACAGGUCUGCCCCACAUCGAGCCUGUGCGGCCUGCCCAGACGCCUGCUGAGGGAGCCUCUGACGGGCACCGGCCAACUGCGGAGCAGGACAAGCCUAGAGUGCCUCGUGAACUGAGCGAGGAGGAACGGCAGCAGAUCCUUCUGAGCGACGACUUCCGCAGCUUCCUGGCUCGCUCUUCACGUGUCAUUGAGCGAGCACUAUGCGAGAAUGUGGACAUAUGCAUCGACUACAGUGGUACCACAGAAGAGCAGGACAGUGAUGACAAGAGUGGCAUCAAGCUGUCCCUGAACAGGGUGUUCGCAGAUGAUCGGUGGUCCAAGAACAGGAUUGUCACCAGCUUUGACUGGUCUUCACAGUUCCCGGAGCUUCUGGUGGCAUCGUAUGGGAACAACUACGACUCUCCAAAUGACCCUGAUGGUGUCUGCCUUGUAUGGAACAUGAAAUUCAAGAAAACCACACCUGAGUAUAUCUUCCACUGUCAGUCUGCAGUGGUGUCAGCAUGCUUUGCCAAGUUCCACCCGAACCUCAUCAUUGGAGGCACCUACUCUGGCCAGAUUGCGCUUUGGGACAACCGGAAUAACCGGCGAACGCCCGUUCAACGGAGUCCUCUUUCGGCCGCCGCACACACACACCCCGUCUACUGCGUCCAAGUAGUCGGUACGCAGAAUGCCCACAACCUGGUCAGCGUAUCCACAGAUGGCAAGUUCUGUACCUGGAGCCUUGACAUGCUGUCAGCGCCGCAGGACGUGCUGGAUCUGACACAGCAGAAGCAGUCACGUGCCAUUGCGGUCACCUCCCUCUCAUUCCCCAUGGGUGACUGCAACAACUUCAUCGUAGGAAGUGAGGAAGGUGCCGUCUAUACAGCAUGUCGGCACGGCACCAAAGCAGGCAUCCUGGAGGCAUUUGAAGGCCAUCAAGGUCCCGUGACAGCAGUGCACUCACAUGGCUGCCAGAGCCAAGUGGACCUGUCGCACCUCUUUCUCACAUCUUCCUUCGACUGGACUGUCAAGCUCUGGAGCCUGAAGGAGUCCAAACCCAUCUACUCAUUUGAAGACAAUGGGGACUAUGUGUACGAUGUCAGAUGGUCCCCAGUGCACCCAGCACUGUUCGCAUGCGUUGAUGGCACGGGGCGGCUCGACUUGUGGAAUCUCAACAACGACACGGAGCUCCCCACAGUGAGUGAAGUGGUGGAUGGAAGCCCUGCGCUGAACAGGGUCAUCUGGACACCUUCAGGACACCAGGUGGCAGUGGGUGACGAUGCUGGGAAAGUGUGGGUCUACGACGUUGGGGAGCAACUGGCCGUGCCAAAGAGUGACGAGUGGUCCAGGUUUGUACAGUCCCUUCAGGAGCUGAAGAACAACCAGGCUGACCAGGAGCUCGACAGCUUCAACUUGGCGCCUACAACAGUGACUUUGUCGUCGUCUUCGCCGCUUUCCUCUUACGCCUGAUUGAUGUUCUCCUUGUGCGAGAACACCUGGAGGUGCCAUUUUGCAGCGAACCACCAACCACACUGCUGUGCAGCUAAUUUAUGCUAUCGCAUGCAACGCUGUUAUUUAAGAAGUCUGUGGACAUUGGGGGGCGAAAGGAACACAGAUUUUUGUUACCAUUCUUCUUCUUUGUUGCUCGUGCAGCUGAAAGAAUGUGGGAAGAGGUGAAGGUUCUGCUCACGUGACAGAACCUGCGUGUGUACACAUGUACAGAGUAGGCAACAUUUCUAUAGAGAGAGAGUAAAUUAAAACUCAACACGCAGCAACUUUGGUUGCAGUCCCAGUUUUUAUCCCUUUCCUUGUGUUGCACAACCCCUUUCAUGUGCGUAAGUAUGGGUGGCGCUGUCGCUUGUUCCGGUGGCCUGUAUUAAAGGGGGAAUUGUGUAGCAUUUAUAAAUAAAGCUAUGAUGAUGUGCAA
Molecule: messenger RNA, 2665 nt
Organism: Dermacentor silvarum
Lineage: Eukaryota; Metazoa; Arthropoda; Arachnida; Ixodida; Ixodidae
Product: cytoplasmic dynein 1 intermediate chain 2
Exons: 19
Coding region: 100-2208 (702 amino acids)
Biological process (GO): transport along microtubule
Cellular component (GO): cytoplasmic dynein complex
Molecular function (GO): dynein light chain binding; dynein heavy chain binding
Source: RefSeq, a predicted model, not a curated record